UCGUGUUGAUCAACAAUACUUGAUUCCUGUGAAUUAUGAGUUGAUUCAGUUGAGUUAUCUUUUUUGAUUUUGAGAAUGGAAGUUGUUCAUGAAGGUUGGCUCACGAAAUCGCCACCCCCUAAGAGGCUAUUGAAAGUGAGAUGGCACACACGGUGGUUUGUACUGAGGUCAGGGGAUCUGCCUGGUCAGUACCUUCUUGAAUAUUAUGUAGACAAGACCCGCAAGAAACUUAAGGGAAGAAUAGACCUGGAUCAGUGUGAACAGGUUGAUGCUGGAAUUAUUUUUGCAUCACAAAAAGAUCCAUCUGAGAAUAAUUUCAUGUUUGACAUCCGUACACCUAGCCGAGUGUAUUAUUUGAGAUGUCAAACUGAGCUAGAAAUGAACCACUGGGUAGACUGUCUCUGUCAAGUAUGUGGCUUGAAGGCACAGGUAGACGAUGCAACGGCUUCCAAUCCUGUUGUUUUCCCUCAUCCUGCUCAGAUUGCUGCAAAUCCACUGCCACAUGUUACCCAGUCCACAAACAUCUCAGUUGAAAACGAUCACGCAUUCCUGUCAAGCUCGGUGGGCAGAGCUGAAUCCAAUAUGUAUAUAUCUGGCCCAUAUAUUCCCAUAAGUGAGUGUAUCACUGGCCGCAAGCCCAGCUCCAACAACAGGGACAACAACAAUGCCCCUUCAGAUAAUGGACAUGGCGGUAACCGCCGCAGGAGCAUCCCUAGUGAGAUGGCUCCUCCUGCUCCCAUGGGGCGGUCGGCUCACGAUACAACGUCUUCAACCCUCGUUCCAUCCGCAUCUUCCACGUCUACUCUGGUAUUAGAAGCUAAUAUUUCAACUAAUGGAUGGAAGAACUUUGGUGACGCCUCAACAUUACCACAUCAAGGUGGCCAUUCGAAGCACCGCGGAAGCCAACAGUCCAUAGAAAACUCGCGAGGCCUGCGCGGUCAAAACCCAUUUGGGAGACGUACCACCCGCUCCUGUGGCAGUAACUCAGAGGACAGUUCAGUUGUGUCACCACCGGGCACUGGCAGCAGCAGUAGCGUGUGUACCGACGAAGACCGAUCAUCAGCAACGCCGCUCAACAACACCGUGUUCUUUGGGGGCACUGAGAACCAUGGAAGUACUGCUUUUGAUUGCAACUUGGCCGCACAUGCUAUAAGAACCAUGGUCAAGGAUCCGCUUAAGCAAGAAGAUGCUGAAGCCCCACCCAGACCCCCAAAACCUGCACACUUGGAAGUCCCACAACAAAACUACAUGAAUAUAGACUCCAUUAAGGCCCCUAACAGCCGAAAGAACAGUGUGGCUGACGCUGGAUUUAGUAAAAUGUCUAAUUCCACAUCGCUUACUAGUCAUGACGGCAAUUUUAUCUCGUACUCAGACGCAGAGCCCUCGCCUGUCUCUGCGUCUAGCUCAGUAGCGUCCAUAAACACACAGAGUGCAAUCAACAAUGAUGUGCACGAUUUCCCUCGUUCCCUUCCCACAGAAGUAGUGAGCGCGGGCUCUGUAAUUCCUAAGCGUUAUGGCCAUUCAAGUGCCGUUCCAUCUAGCGUCACCUCGGAUAGCGUGUUCUCUUAUGACAUCAGAAACGCGUCAAGCCACACAGCUGGUGAAAACGACCCAAGAAUCAGUCCUGCUCUCUACACAAAUUUGUCGAGCAUCAACAACGGCAUAGGAGGUUCAAGCAAAGCUCCCUCUUGUCCUCCUCCUACGAUCAACCGCGGCUUGAAACCUAAAAUUUCGUCCUCAGACGGUUCGAGUUUGAGUGGCUGUGACACUUCACCAAGCAUGGACACUCCCUGCAGCUCAGCUCCUGCCAUCGACCGCAACUUGAAGCCUCCUCCUAGGACCGGCAUGAGCGCAGCAACAGAUGCCCAGUACGGCAACAACACGCCUGAGUUUGUCCUAGAACCUGCUCCUAGGAGCCGUCCUAGAACCGGCGGCGACAAGGCGCGACAGCAGGGCGCGGUAAGGGCGGCGCCCUCGCCCACCUUGCCGUCGCCUCAUCAGCCCCCAGCCGAUGAUGAGGAGCCGCCACCGUCCGCACACAGCUGGAGGAACUCGGCCGUCACCGAGGAACAGGUGUUCUACCCACCGAACUCAGUGAGGUCUCCCCCGUCGGAGAUCCAGUAUCUGGACUUGGACCUGAACAGUGGCGGAGGUCUUGGCAGCACGGCGAUAAGCACCGCAGAUUUGUCAAACACCAAGAGCUUCUUGCCAAGUUUCAGUUCAUCCAAGACUCAGCUGGGCAAGAAGACUGGUAGUUCAUCAAGCUCCGCUGCCAUCGAUGUGAGCCGCCCGAGCACUAGCGGGACUAAAGCCAUCGAGUCCUCGAAGGUGGAGUACCAAACCGUGGACUUUGUCAAAACCGACGCACUUCUACACGUUAAGGAGAAGGUCCAGACUUACAAGGUCAAGCAGUCAUGAGUUAAAAGACCUCAUUUCAAUAGACCCAAGUCAUACAUUCGAGUUAAACUGUAACAUUCUCUUUUCUUCUUUUGUUUCUACUGUGAUUCCUACUUACUAUAAAUAACUGCAUUUUUAUACUGAUAGCGAGUUUAAUGUGCUUUUUGCUAUAUCAGCUACUUCAGGCAACAGUUAUCAGCUGCCUUCACACUAUCUCACAAAGCUGACUACUAAUGAAUAUUGAGAUGAAUAUUCAAUCGCCGUGGAAAGCAUAACUAGUUUUGUAAACUCGAAGACACUCGUGACUUUCAUCGUCAGCCAAAUAUAUUUAGAUGAUCAUUCCAUCGGAAUGAGACUUUUAACGACAUUUCUGUUGGCCUGUGAUGGUCCUUCUUUUAUUUUCCGAUUAUUCAUUUGUUUGUCUCUGUACCACCGCUGGCAUGUCAUUGUAAGUUGCCUUCGCCUUAAGUAAAAAAAUCCCGUAAAACGUGGCAGAGCAAGACUGAUACUCGGUCGCUUUACUCAGACAUAAACACGUAACAGACAAAAUAAAUUCCGCGAGACGUAAAGUGUUAGUGCCCAGUAUAUGUGGUGUUCAAAACUAGACUGGAACCUUGUGCUUUUCUUCGUCUGCUUGUUUAAAAAGUUGAGACGUUCACCGGUCCUGCCUUGCGGUCGCCAUUUCAUGUACCGAUCACAUCACCUAUUAUGUAUUAAUAUUAUCAUCAAUUUUUGGAAAGAUAAUUCUGCAUCCUUUGCGGGUAAUCAUAGAAUAGACUGCUGUACAUUUUCAAAAAAGGCUGCAUUUGUUACGGCGUCAGCAACCAAGUAAUACUUGGAGUUUACGACGUGCCUCAAAUUCUUUAGUUUAGUUUUGCCAUGUAAAGCUUAGCAGUGUAAAAAAAGCCUUACUCUUCUAUAAUGCAGUCCACUAAGAAAUUACUUAUUCAGGUGAAAACUGGAGUCCGU
Messenger RNA from Hyalella azteca, 3366 nucleotides. It is a transcript of the gene dos, whose product is annotated as GRB2-associated-binding protein 2. Bases 76 to 2418 code for a protein of 780 amino acids. The transcript has 4 exons. NCBI's taxonomy places the organism in Eukaryota, Metazoa, Arthropoda, Malacostraca, Amphipoda, Hyalellidae. The record is from RefSeq and is a predicted model, not a curated record.